UUUUUCUAGUGGAGAACUUUUGUAAUUAUCGUCGAAAUGAAAGUACUUGAUAUGAAAUUCAUGGAAUACAAAGUACAAAGUAGAAAGUACAAACCAAACAGGGAAACACCGUCGAUUGAAGUUUCUAUACAGCCAAUCUCGAACCAGGAAUCACCUCCGUUUUCAUGGCAUCAAUGUACACAGCUUUCUAAUUACAGCAGCACCCUCAUAAAUCGAUAAACCCAUAAACAGAUUUGACUCAAAAAGGUGCCUUUCGAUCGAAAUUGAUCAAAUUUUGGCCACACAACAUCUAGAAUUUGUUAUAUAGCGAAGAUGGAAGAGGAGAUGAUUACACUACAAAACAUAAUGCCAGUAGAUCUUGCAAUCAAAAGAGAGUUAGAAUAUCGUAAAAAGAUGGAAAUAUCAAGAAACCAACAUGAAAACAACUUAAAACCACUUGUAGUCUCACAGGGCCCACCGAUUCAAUCCUGGAAAGAAGAUUACAAAAUGGCAGCAAGCGGGUCCCAUAAGUCUCGGAUGUUUCAGUUUUCUUCAACCCGUCAAACCUUGCGAGAAAAACGCGUGUUUUCUUGCAAGGCUUGUCAGUUGACUUUUGGUACUGUUUUUGACCUUAGUGGUCAUGUUGUAAGUCAACAACAUAAAUUCAAUGUAUCUGAGAUGAAGAAGAGGAAACAAGCCAUAAGCAAUCCGAUUUGGUGCGGGGUUUGGAAGGUCAAAGGAUGGUUGACCGAAAGCGAAAGUGUGUUUCAUUUGAAGAUGCAUGGUGAAACUUUUGCUCAUAGAAGUAAUCUUUGUAUGGCGAGAAAUGGGGGUGAAAAUGUGAGUAAUCCGUUUUUAUGUGAGGUUUGUGAUAUUUUGUGUUCAAGUGGGAAAGUAAUGAAGCUUCAUGCUGCUGGGGUAAAACAUAAGGGUUAUCUUCAAGAGUUUGAGGAUGCAAGAAGGGCAAGAUUUUAUGGUAAUUUUGGUUCAUAUCAGUAA
This is a messenger RNA of Lactuca saligna, 978 nucleotides long. NCBI's taxonomy places the organism in Eukaryota, Viridiplantae, Streptophyta, Magnoliopsida, Asterales, Asteraceae. The record is from the annotation of a GenBank genome assembly.